AUGCUAUCUGUGGAGGAGAGCACCAUGAAGGCUGCUUUGUCCUGGAACACUUUGGCAGCAGUGUUUGCUCAGUGUUUGGACCACAGCAGAAGGAAGCCUAUGGAACCUGAUGGAGAGCAGUCAACAUUUAACAGAUGUCUGACCACUUUGGACCUUGUGGCUCUGGGAGUGGGCAGCACAUUGGGAGCAGGGGUCUACGUGUUGUCAGGCGAAGUGGCCCGGGACACUGCUGGACCCAGUAUAAUCAUAUGUUUCUUAAUUGCUGCCCUGGCGUCUAUAUUCGCUGGACUUUGCUAUGCGGAGUUCGGGUCCAGGGUGCCCCUCACUGGAUCAGCCUACCUGUACAGCUAUGUGACCGUGGGAGAGCUGUUGGCGUUCAUUACGGGGUGGAAUCUGCUGCUCUCGUAUGUCAUAGGGACAUCCAGUGUGGCGUUGGCAUGGAGCGGCACGUUUGAUGACCUCAUCGGGGGCCACAUAUCCAAGUUCUUUGAAGAAAACGCAGCCAUGAACCUUCCCGGUUUGGCCUCUUAUCCUGAUAUCUUUGCUGCUGUUCUUAUUAUAUUGCUCUCAGGACUUCUGGCUUUUGGGGUCAAAGAGUCAACGACCAUCAAUAAGAUUUUCACAGCGAUCAACAUCCUGGUGCUGCUGUUUGUCACCAUAUCUGGGUUUAUCAAAGGAGAUGUGUCAAACUGGAGCAUCAGCAAAGAAACACUGCUCAACUACACAACGCAAAACAACCUGACCUCCACCAUAUUCGGGACUGGAGGGUUUUUCCCAUAUGGCUUCACUGGGACGCUGGCCGGAGCAGCAACAUGUUUCUAUGCCUUUGUUGGUUUUGAUUGUAUUGCUACAACAGGCGAGGAAGUGAAAAACCCCCAGAAGUCUGUCCCUGUGGGCAUUGUUGCUUCUCUCCUCAUCUGUUUCUUGGCUUACUUUGCUGUGUCCGCGGCUCUCACCCUGAUGAUGCCAUACUACAUGCUCGACCGCAAGAGUCCACUGCCUGUGGCCUUUGAGUACAUUGGUUGGGGUCCGGCCAGAUAUGUUGUAGCAGUAGGAUCUCUGUGCGCUCUCUCCACAAGUCUUUUAGGCUCUAUGUUUCCGAUGCCUCGGGUGCUGUUUGCUAUGGCCAGAGAUGGCCUGCUUUUCCACCCACUCACCAAAGUCACUGCCAAAGGAAGUCCUGCUAUUGCAACUAUAUCAUCUGGAAUAGUUGCAGCUAUCAUGGCGCUUCUAUUUGACCUAAAUGCUCUUGUAGAGAUGAUGUCCAUUGGUACACUCUUUGCUUACACACUGGUUGCUAUUUGCAUCCUAAUACUAAGAUAUCAAGAAUCACAAAACAAGGAGUCCAAUCCCGACCCCAUGUAUUCAUUCCUUAAACCUCCAUCAAAACCUAAUUCCAAAAGCUCUAAAGCAGUAACAAUCAUGACUGUGAGUGCAGUUGCUUGUAUAACAGCAGUCUGUAUAUUACUGACUCAGGCUCUUGAUGAAAUAGCUGCGGCAGAGCCCUGGAGCUUGGCAUUGGUCAGCAUAUUUAGCGUUCUGAUACUGCUAAUUAUAUUUUUCAUUUGGAGACAUCCACAAAAUCCAACCAAAGCAACAUUUAUGGUGCCCCUUCUUCCCGCUCUUCCUUUAGUGAGCACUUUCAUCAAUGUUUACCUGAUGGUGCAAUUAGGCACAGAUACAUGGUUACGAUAUGGAAUAUGGAUGCUCGUAGGGUUACUCAUCUACUUUCUCUACGGGAUGUGGUUCAGUCUGCAGAGGAGAGGCCGCACGCCUGCACACAUACCAAUAGAGACUGGUCUUCUUCCUCUGGGGUUGUUGAGGCUUCAGCUCUUCCAGUCCAGCAGCUAA
Molecule: messenger RNA, 1851 nt
Organism: Knipowitschia caucasica
Lineage: Eukaryota; Metazoa; Chordata; Actinopteri; Gobiiformes; Gobiidae
Source: the annotation of a GenBank genome assembly